Tricharina praecox is the source of this 2829-nucleotide messenger RNA. RefSeq lists its product as uncharacterized. The transcript is spliced from 11 exons. NCBI's taxonomy places the organism in Eukaryota, Fungi, Ascomycota, Pezizomycetes, Pezizales, Pyronemataceae. Bases 1 to 2829 code for a protein of 942 amino acids. The record is from RefSeq and is a predicted model, not a curated record.
AUGUCAGGAUCUGGUAUAAACAGCAGCGCAGACAAUCCUGGCCUGAGUGACACCACGUGCAAGAGUGCCCGGGCGGCAGCCUACAACCUGCCGACCCACAUUGCCUGCCGAGCCAACUGCUGUGGUUUCGAUAUUGUAGCAGUCAAACAGGCACAGGUCGACGAGCUACCUAAGUUGCGAGAUAACUAUGAUUGCUUCCGCGUACAGACCAACACGUGGGCCUGGAACGAGUAUGACACCGACCGAGUAGAGCGGCUCUACGGUGAGAUCAAGGUCGCCUGGGACUUCAUCAAGAAGAUGGAUGGGUCCCCCGACUUCUCACCCGUUGUUCAGAGAACUGCGCAGGUGACGUACAACAUGAUUUUUCUACGGAAGAACACGCCGAAGGAGAAGGCCGAUGCUUCUUCUUCCGCGCCUGCUAACGGUGCUGUUGCUUUGCCUGGUGCUCCCACGACCUCCAUUCCAGUGAUUGUCCCACCCCGCUCGGUUACGCCUUUGCCGCGGCUGAUAUUGGCUCCCAGGGGACGUGUGGCGGCGAGAACUGACGCGGGUAGAGCCGUCCCAGUCUCUCCCGGUCCAAGCACGGCCACUAGGGCGACACCCGUUAGCGACUCGACGACCGCGGAUGCAUUGGGUGCAUCGGAGACCCAAGCUCCUCCACCUGGUGCUCUUACCAGUGCUUCGGGAGCGAGCUCGACCGCUGCCAGUGGGCAUGCAACGGCGAUGGCUGGUCCGGGUGAUGCCGUACCAGUUAUUCCCGGUUUGACCUUACUCGCUAGUGCUGGUCAAGAGCCUGCUCCACGCCCAACCUUGGCUCCCAGAAAACGUGCCAUAAGAAAAGCUGGCAAGGGUAAAGCCGUCCCAGCUGCUGCCGGGCCGAGCACACCGGCUGGUGACAGUCAUGCGGGUUUUGCACCGGGUUUAGAGAAACCAGUUGGUGGUCCCGAGCUCAAGGUUGCAACUCGUGCGUUGAAGCCCCAAGCUCCUUCUGUACCUGCUUCCUGCUCGGUUUCGAGCACCACCCUAGUUGCUUCCGGCCCCACCUUGGCGCAGGCUGGCCAUGCGACUGCUGCUUCUGGCCCGGCUCCGGCCGCUCCAGUCGCUUCCGGUUCGACCGUGGCCGCUGUGUCGGGUGAGGCAACGGCUGCUCCUGUGGGUCAAGCCCCGGCGCCUUCUCUGCUGGGUCCUCCAGCCAAGGAACCAGGUACUGAAUAUAUUCAGUACCUCAAGUCUUUGGUCGCUUCUGCCAAUACGGCGAAGAAUCAAAGAAAUCUCGAUGACUUCGAGACUAUCUUUGCGGAACUGUUGGAGAUCAGGAAGGUGCACCUGCCCAUGCGAAAGGACCUGCCGGAGGAAGUUCACGUGUGUGCAAGAGCCGCCCAGAAUGCGCUCCGCAGCUUGGGUGCUCGUGGAACGAAGGUGGCCAGCCCCGCUAGAAAUAGCGUCGUGGGUUCGGCACCUGGCGUUCCCACCGCCCAAACUGCUGCUAAGUCCACGUCCGCGUCCGCGACUAUGAUUGCGGCAAAGGCCCAGCCUACGGCUGCGCCUGCGUCUAAAUCUAUGUCCACGGCAACGGCUGCGAUUCAGCAGCAGAACCAGCGGAGCGCUUUAAGUGCACCCUCCGCUGCACACACGCCGGCAGCCCCUCCUACGUCCCGCACCAAUCCUUCGGCAAAUCCCGUGGGAACUGCAGAGAUGCAGUAUCUCCGGGAUUUAGCCACUGAAGCCAGGAGACUGGCUAAUGAUGAUGGGUAUAAUGGGCUCAAGAGGAUCGAGGAUAUCCUUCAGAUGUUGAAAAACAUCAAGGAGGUGGAUUUGCCGCGCCGUCCGGAUCUUCCCAUGGGGGUUAUUCGGGCGGUGGAUACCAUUCUUGGGGUGGUAUCCAGGUGCAGGAGAUGGAGUGGGAGCCGGACACCCCCAUGUCCCCGUGUCAACCCUUGUGGUCAGACACCAGCACUGUCAGUCGCGGUAGCUCUGCCGGUUGCUGGCCCCAUGGCAGCACCGGCACUGCCGAAGACAGCAGCUCUCCUGGUCGCUCGCCCCAUUGUGGCAGCACCAGCUCCUCAGCGGCUCUUGCUCGCGCAGGAACCUGCUUCGUUCGCUCGCCCCGUUGUGGCAGCGCCGGCUCCAACCCCGCAGCUGUUGUUCCGACAACAGCCUGUACUUCCUCCAGUUGGACCAUCGCGUUCAUUGGUUCCGAUUGCUACGAGGAUUGGAAGACGGCCGAACGCUGUCGUACCUCUUCGGAGGCAUGACUACGUUGCUGCCCGGCAGCCACCUCUUCAUCCCCGCCUGAACCAGACACCCGGCAGUGAUGGCGGCAGUGCUCUGGAUGCGUCCGCGGUUACGCGGACGCAGAAGGUUAGUGUAGUGCGAGGGGGGCCGCGGCAGUGGGAACUGGAGGCACCUGCUCCAGCACCCCCGGUCGUGUUCCCAACAGCCAUGCGGGCCUGGCGUGAGCCUAGCCCCGUGGUCCCGGUGGUGAACGAGAGGAAGAGGGAGGAGGAGUGGAGAGCAACGCUGUACGAUGCAGUGUUCGGGCUGGGGGUGUCGAUGGUUCUAGCGACGGGCUACAUUCGCAAUUUUGAGAUCACGACCCAGGAGCGACAGCCUCGAGAUCUCUUCUAUUGCAGCAAUUUCAGAAUUUCCCCGCCAUGCUCGUCCUACUCGUCCUACUACUGUGACUCGUACUACUCGGCCUACUUGUCCUUCUCUUCCUUCUCGCCUUGCCGACCUGCUAUGGAAGGAGUCUCCUCGCCCUCCCCCCCCUACUCGUCUUACUCGUCCUACUCAUCUGGCUGCGGGAAAAGCCCCCGGGCCCCUUACUGA